Molecule: messenger RNA, 1260 nt
Organism: Leptonychotes weddellii (Weddell seal)
Lineage: Eukaryota; Metazoa; Chordata; Mammalia; Carnivora; Phocidae
Source: RefSeq, a predicted model, not a curated record
CACUCCUGGCCAUCAGCCGGGACCUGGGGCACCUGCAGUGUCUCCGCCUGAGGAAGCUGCAGCGGCUGACGGACGCAGGAUGCACAGCCCUGGGGGGCUUGCGGGAGCUGCACAGCCUGGACCUGGCAGAUGCUGCCUGGUGAGCGGGCGGGGCCUGGCCCAGGCCCUGGGUUCGGGGCACAGAGCUCCAGCCCCCUUGGCCUCCUUCAGCCUGGCCUACUGCUCCUCACUCAAGCUACAUCAAGAGCUGGAGCAUCAGGCCUCGGGCCCCAAGGACCCUUCUCCCCAUCCACAGGGCCCUUCCCUGCUCAUGCUGCGGGCCCUGCGGGAGUUGGAGCUCACAGCCUGCAGCAAACUAACUGAUGCCAGUUUGGCCAAGGUGCUCCAGUUCCCCGAGCUGAGGCAGCUGUCACUGAGUCUGUUGCCAGCACUCACAGACCAGGGCUUGGUGGCCGUGGCCAGGGGCUGCCCCAGCCUGGAGCGCUUGGUGCUGAGUCACUGCAGUGUCCUCAGUGACGAGGGCUGGCCCAGGCUGCAGCACCUCAACCUGGCCAGCUGCGGGCAGCUCACCGAGCAAACUCUGGAUACCAUCGGACGGGCAUGCAAGCAGCUCCGGAUGUUAGAUGUGGCCAUGUGCCCUCGUAUCAGCAUGACUCCCGUCAGGCACUUCCAAGCCCAACUGCCCCAGGUGACCUGUGUCCAGUCCCGCUUCGUGGGAGGUGCUGACCUGACCGUAACACUCUAGGGCCAGGUCAGUAACCAACCCUGUGCCUCAGCGUCCGUUGCCCCCCCGCCCUCCAAGUCCCCAGCCCUGGCCUCUUGACCUGAUUCGAGUCAGUGCCUUCUGCCCGCCUCUGCCACAUACACCAAAGCCCCCUCCCCAAGCUAUAAACCCCUUUUUCUCAGACGGCGGGUAGGGCUAAUCCGGGGCAGCCAAGGGGGCUUCCUGCCCCAGUCUGCCCUAGAGCCCAGCAGGAGCCUUUUCCAGCCGUACGUUGCUGCCACAGGCCUCUGGAAAUGCCGCCUCCUGCUCUCCUGGCCAGGCCUGGGUCCGGAGGCCAGGCCCACAGGUGGGGUGCAUCUGGGGCCACGGAGGAGCAGACCACGUGCCUCUUGACCUGCCCACUUCUCCCACCUGAGGCCUGUGCCUCGCCUUAUCCCCUAUAAGGAGCUCUCCCGGCUCUUACUGGCACUGAGCUUCAGCAGCCAGGCCACAGACUUUGUUGUAAACCCAAACAAAAUUAAAAAUUCCAGAUCUUA